GCCCCCUGAACCUUAUAACUUCUUGCACCACCCCCAGCAGCAACAAUUGUAGUCAAGUGUUUACAAAAACUGAUGAGCAGGGUUGCACAUAUGGAUGUUUUUUGUCAACUGUUCUUUGCAUAGUGGAUGGAUCCCAUGCACCAACAUAAAUGAAUGGUUACAAAUGGAUGGCUGGACAUUAUCCUUCAAGAUUUGUUUGUAAAGAGUCAAAUUCAUGCUUUCUUUCAUCAUAACUGGUCAUCCAUGUCCCAAAGCAUCAAAACAGCCCCAAAGUAUGAAACUCCCACCAACAUGUUUCACUGUUAACAUGGCGUUCUUUUUAUCAAAUGCAGUGUUAAUUUCACACCAGAUGUUAGAGGAGGCUCUCCUUUCAAAAAGUUCAACUUUUGUUACAUCUGUCCGCAGAAUAUUUUCUCAGAAGCUUUGUAUGCAUUGUUUAUAUGUUUUUAGCAAAUUUGAGACAAGCCUUGUACUGGUUGUCCAUCACUGCACAUGUGCCUUAUUGCUCAUUUCAACUGACUUUCCCUGUAGUUAUUGUGUGUGCCAGCAGAGGGCAGUAAACUACCAGUAGAGGUGAAGAGGAGGCACCUUAGGCCCUGUCUGUUUAUCAGGACAGGAUCUGGGUUUAUGAGCUACAAUAGCUGCACAAGAUACUUGUGUGUAGGCUGUGAUUAGGGACUCCACUAUGGCGAUCGCUGCUGGACUGGCUCUUGUGGCGCUGUGUGCACAGAUGGCACAUGGCAGCACCUUACACACAUCUGAGCAUGGAGCAAGUUCACGUAACUACGACUACACUAAAUACCAUCCAAUGCCAGAGAUCUAUGACUGGAUGGAGCAGAUGGUGGCUGAGAACCCUGGGGUGGUGUCUUCAGCUGUCUACGGAGAGACCUUUGAAGGCCAGAACAUCACGUACCUGAAGAUCGGCCUUGGCCCAGAGAGUGCGGAUCGGAAAGCCAUCUGGAUGGACUGUGGCAUCCAUGCCAGGGAGUGGAUCGCUCCCGCCUUCUGCCAGUGGUUUGUCAAAGAGGUAUUGCAGAGGUAUAAAACCGAUGAAAAGUUGAAUGAGAUGCUGAAGAACAUUGACUUCUACGUUACCCCGGUGCUGAACGUGGACGGCUACAUGUACAGCUGGAUUAAUGAGAGUACACGUCUGUGGAGAAAGUCCAGGUCGACCCCCCCAGAGGGCUGCUCUUGUUACGGCGUGGACCUCAACCGCAACUUCAACGCUAACUGGGGCACGGUGGGGGUUUCUCAUGACUGCUGCUCCAACAACUACUGUGGGUCAGGGCCCGUGUCGGAGCCUGAGGCCCAGGCAGUGGCAUCGUUCGUGGGCAGUCGAGCAGACAGGAUCCUCUGCUACCUCACCAUGCACAACAAGGGCCAGCUGCUACUCAUGCCAUACGGACACCCACAGAUAUCAGCACCCAACUACGACGAGCUGAAGGCACUGGGGGAGGCUGCAGUAGCUGCUAUUAAGGCUGUGCAUGGCAUGGAGUACCGCGUAGGCACCUCACCAGAGAUACUCUAUGCUAACUCGGGUUCGUCUCGUGACUGGGCUCGGCUGAUAGGCAUCCCCUACUCCUACACCUUUGAGCUGAGAGACACAGGUGAGUUCGGGCACCUGCUGCCGGAGGAUCAGAUCCAGCCCACAGGUGAGGAGGCCUUCGAGGGGGCCCUCUACAUCAUCACCUACGCCUACGACCGCGCCUUCCACAACCGCACCGAGAUCAGCGCCGCCCCCGCCACCGCCCGCAGCACUGUUGGACCCCUCCUGGCCACCGUAGUCAUGUCCUACAUCUCCACUGCUUACCUGUCAUAGAGUGCAUUCCAAUAUGCGGACUCCCGUCCUCCACUUGUGCUUGUGGCCUCGGCCCGCCUCGGCCUCGGCCCGAUUGCAAAUGAGAAAAUGACAUUAGAAUUGUGGUUUUGCAAGACAUUGAAUUCAUUUUCUGUCGUCAGUGACGUCAUUACGAGUUCACAAGCAGGCAAGUGAGCAAGGGGGGACUGGUAAGCAGAGAAAGGCUGGAUCUCAAAUGGCACACUUGUGCACUUCGGGCACUAUGUUUCAGUGCGUAACUAAUACGGCAUACGCACUGAAACAUGAACACUAAAGUGCACAAGUGCAACAUUUGAGAUUCAGCCAAUGUGUAGGUAAAUAAAUAGCAUGUUCAAUUGUUCUAUGCAUGUAUAUUAGUUAUGGGAGAAGGAAGCACAGGUAGGGCUGUAAAAAGGGUGGUUAUAAUUAUCCUUAAGUGUUAUCCUUAAAAUGUACAUGUAAUGUUGUGUUAAAAUUUAAUGUUGUGCAGUGUUGUCAUUUAUGAGAUCACCAUUCAAUUUUAUGUCUUGGUAAUUCAUGAUUGAUAACUGCACUCUCUCUCUCAGGGCAACCAUUGGCAAAUGACCACAUAUGAUUCAGAGCCAGAUUUGAUGCAGAGGACGAAAAAUGUUCACAAAAUAAUUAUAUUAUUUAUCAAUCAUUCACCUUAGUGGUAUGACCUCAAUGCCUUGACUUGAAGAUUAAAGAUUAUGUCCCCUACCUGGUGUGAUCGUAUCUUGUCAGUAGAGGGCACUGUUGUCAUAGAUUUAAUGCAUAGAGGCUACAACCUCUUC
Messenger RNA from Engraulis encrasicolus (European anchovy), 2610 nucleotides. RefSeq names its product carboxypeptidase O-like. Gene Ontology annotation, molecular function: zinc ion binding; metallocarboxypeptidase activity. Lineage: Eukaryota; Metazoa; Chordata; Actinopteri; Clupeiformes; Engraulidae. The record is from RefSeq and is a predicted model, not a curated record. Bases 686 to 1819 code for a protein of 377 amino acids. The transcript is spliced from 11 exons. Gene Ontology annotation, biological process: proteolysis.